AUGGAACUGUAUGAGAGCGACUCUCUGUGGAGUAGAUGUUGUGUUUCAGCCUCCGUAUCUUGGGACCUAGACCUCCCGCCAUCUCUCCAGGAAACCAUCAGGGCCGUGCAGCAACUCUCCAGCGGGAAAGCACCCGGAUCGGACGCAAUCCCUGCUGAGGUCUACAAGCACGGAGGUCCCCAACUCAUGGAUCACCUGACUGCGCUCUUCCAGGAGAUGUGGCGUCAAGGUGAAGUCCCGCAAAAUUUCAAGGACGCAACAAUCGUGCACCUAUACAAGCGAAAGGGGAAUCGCCAAGUCUGCGACAAUCACCGUGGCAUCUCCUUGCUGAACAUCGCCGGGAAGAUCUUCGCUCGCAUCCUUCUCAACCGCCUCAAUAACCACCUGGAACAGGGCCUUCUGCCGGAAAGCCAGUGCGGCUUCCAUCGUCAUCGUGGGACCGCGGAUAUGAUCUUCGCCGCCCGCCAACUUCAGGAGAAGUGUCAGGAGAUGCGGACCCACCUGUAA
Spirometra erinaceieuropaei is the source of this 507-nucleotide messenger RNA. The record is from the annotation of a GenBank genome assembly. Lineage: Eukaryota; Metazoa; Platyhelminthes; Cestoda; Diphyllobothriidea; Diphyllobothriidae.